Messenger RNA from Eruca vesicaria subsp. sativa (arugula), 723 nucleotides. NCBI's taxonomy places the organism in Eukaryota, Viridiplantae, Streptophyta, Magnoliopsida, Brassicales, Brassicaceae. The record is from the annotation of a GenBank genome assembly.
AUGGAAAGAAAAUCUGAUGAUCUAGAGUCAUACUCCAAGACCAAAAUUCAAGAGAUGGAGAAGGAACUAGACCAAAUGCGUGUGAUAAUUAAGGAGUUGGAGAAGGAUCAUCUCAUGUCCCAAAUCGAAAAUGGUUGUAGCCUUGAUGACCUUUCUCAAACCGAGAAGGAACUAGACCGGAAGGUAAAUAAGGAGUUGGAGAUGUCUCAGCUCAUGUCCCAACUCGAAAAUGGUCGUAGGCUUGAUGACCUUUCUCAAACCGAGAAGGAUGCUUUAAAAUCAUAUGCAAGUGAGAAGAUUACAUCUUUGGAAAGACUAUUAGGUAAGCAACAGCAACAUCCGUCUACAAGUGCCAUCAACGAGCCAAUUCUUGUGGAUGAUGAUGAUGAUGAUAUCCCAAAGGCUGCACAUGACGACGUUGCACCUGUAGGGGGACCUUCUUUAAACCCAAUGGGAAGGGGGAGUGACUAUUUCAUGGAAAAUUGGUUCUUCGAUACUCCAAAACUCCUAAAACAUGGAGAUGAGACGACUAAUUUAACCACAGUGGCAUCUCGAUUUGACCUGAACAUGGUACCUUCUGAUGGCGAAGUCCUAAAACAUGGAGGUGAGACUAAUUUAACCACAGUGGCAUCUCGAUUUGACCUGAACAUGGUACCAUCUGAUGAGAUCAUGAAGACCUAUGAAGGUCAGAGCAGCAAGUCUGGUGGUGCGGACGAAGCCUAA